This is a messenger RNA of Alternaria alternata, 606 nucleotides long. Its product is annotated as MSF1-domain-containing protein. Gene Ontology annotation, cellular component: mitochondrial intermembrane space. The record is from RefSeq and is a predicted model, not a curated record. NCBI's taxonomy places the organism in Eukaryota, Fungi, Ascomycota, Dothideomycetes, Pleosporales, Pleosporaceae. Gene Ontology annotation, biological process: phospholipid transport. The transcript is spliced from 2 exons. Bases 1 to 606 code for a protein of 201 amino acids. Gene Ontology annotation, molecular function: phosphatidic acid transfer activity.
AUGAAGUAUUUCCAGCAGACAGUCGACUUCGACUACUCGUGGGAAGAGGUCUCGACGAGCAACUGGCAGAAAUAUGGCCCUUGGAACGAGAAGACACCGCAUGUCAUCGCCGUUGAUACCUUAAGUCGCUCUGUCGACCCUGCGACAGGAAUCCUUCGCACAGAGCGUCUCAUCACAUGUCGGCAAUCAGCACCGAAAUGGAUCCAAAGCAUCCUCGGCGCCCAAGACACCUCCAUGGUCUAUGAGACUUCCUAUGUCGACCCUGUUGCCAAGAAGCUCACCCUUUGCUCCAUGAACAUGACAAUGUCCGACCUCCUCAACGUCCGCGAGACCUGCAUAUACCAGCCUGUCGCAUCGUCACCCGACACCAAGACUGCUUUCACCCAGCGCGCUGAAAUAACCGCGUUGUGCGGUGGCUGGCAGAAGAUCAAGAACAGUAUUGAGCAGUUUACUGUUGAGCGCUUCCAGCAGAAUGCUGCCAAGGGCAAGGAGGGUUUCGAGAUGGUGCUCGAGCGCGCGAGACAGGUGUUCCAGGAGCAAAGGGAGAUCCUGGAGCUACGACAGGCGCAGCAGGAUAGCAAGAUCCUUAAGCAGGCCAAGAUUUAA